UAAUAAUCCUCUUCUCUCUUUCUCUCUCUCUAUUACCAGUUCUGGUUUUCUUCUUCUUGUUUCAGAUCUUUUAGAUUUUCUCUCUCUAAAAAAACCCUUUUUUCCAUUAAAAGAGAGAAACGAAGUAAGAGAAAGAGAGUGAGACAACAUUAACCUAUAUCUAUAUAUAUAAGUAUGAUGCCUCAACAGACGAACGGUGCAGAUUCACAGCAACAACAGCAGCAGCAAUGGAUGGCUAUGCAAUAUCCAGCAGCAACAAUGGUGAUGCAACAUCCUCAUCAUCACCAGAUGAUGUCUCAUCAACCUUUUCCACCUCAGAGUUUUAUUCCUUAUCCUACAAUACCACAUCAUCAACAACAACAACAAUCACAACAAGGAUCUUCGGAAGAGAAUAGAACAAUCUGGGUUGGUGAUCUUCAUUAUUGGAUGGAAGAGAAUUAUCUUAAUAGCUGCUUCGCUCAUACCGGAGAGGUUGCGUCCAUUAAGGUCAUUCGAAAUAAGCAAACCGGUCAGUCCGAAGGAUAUGGGUUUGUUGAGUUCUGUACACGUGCAGCAGCUGAGAAAGUUUUGCAGACCUAUAAUGGUUCUGCUAUGCCAAAUGCAGAACAACCUUUUAGAUUGAACUGGGCCUCCUUUAGCAUGGGAGAUAAGCGUUCAGAUGUUGGUUCAGACCGUUCUAUAUUUGUAGGAGAUUUGGCUUCUGAUGUUACAGACACAUUAUUGCAAGAAACUUUUGCAAGUAGAUACCCAUCCGUUAAAGGGGCAAAAGUUGUCAUAGAUGCAAAUACUGGACGUUCUAAAGGUUAUGGUUUUGUUAGAUUCGGUGAUGAUAACGAGAGGACACAGGCAAUUACAGAAAUGAAUGGUGUUUAUUGUUCUAGUAGGCCGAUGCGUGUAGGUGUUGCAACCCCAAGGAAAUCAACUGGGUUCCAGCAAAUGUCAUCUCAAGGUGGAAAUGCUUCAGCUCAGGGAUCUCAAUCCGAGGAGGAUUCUACUAACACAACAAUAUUUGUAGGAGGGCUUGACCCAAGUAUAACAGAUGAAGAACUCAGGCAGCCAUUUUCUCAACAUGGUGAGAUAUCCUCUGUUAAAAUCCCUGUUGGAAAAGGCUGUGGAUUCGUACAAUUUGCUAACAGAAGUAAUGCCGAAGAAGCACUCGAGCGAUUGAACGGGACAGUCAUUGGUAAGCAGACUGUCCGCCUUUCUUGGGGGCGUAAUCCUGCAAACAAGCAGAGAGGGGAUGCUGGGAAUCACUGGAACGGAGGAGCAGGAUUCUAUGGAGGACAGGGCUAUGAUUAUGGUUAUGCUGUGGCACCACCUCAGGAUCAGGCCAUGCAUGCAGCUGCUGCUUAUGGAGCUUAUCCAAUGUAUGGAAACCACCAGCAGCAAGUAAGCUAAAGUGCUGGAUCCCAGCUUCUUAGAUGUAGUGGCACAACAUAAUCAAAGCUAGAAAGGCACACUUAAGCAUCAUUAAUGUGGCUUAUCGGAUUUCAUUUUCUCCUCUUUUUUCUUAUUUUUUUUCAUUGCGAACUCUCGCACUCCCUAAAUUUGAAUUUUGCCUCUAGGAUUCAUUAUCUUCUUAUUGACAUUUAUCUUGUGAAUGUCUUGGCGGAGGAA
This is a messenger RNA of Papaver somniferum (opium poppy), 1617 nucleotides long. Its product is annotated as polyadenylate-binding protein RBP47-like. The record is from RefSeq and is a predicted model, not a curated record. The transcript is spliced from 6 exons. Gene Ontology annotation, molecular function: mRNA binding. Bases 175 to 1398 code for a protein of 407 amino acids. Gene Ontology annotation, cellular component: cytosol. NCBI's taxonomy places the organism in Eukaryota, Viridiplantae, Streptophyta, Magnoliopsida, Ranunculales, Papaveraceae.